This is a messenger RNA of Temnothorax curvispinosus, 2170 nucleotides long. RefSeq names its product ATP-dependent RNA helicase abstrakt (gene abs). The transcript is spliced from 11 exons. Gene Ontology annotation, cellular component: spliceosomal complex. Bases 152 to 2026 code for a protein of 624 amino acids. Gene Ontology annotation, molecular function: RNA binding; RNA helicase activity; zinc ion binding. The record is from RefSeq and is a predicted model, not a curated record. Gene Ontology annotation, biological process: mRNA splicing, via spliceosome. Lineage: Eukaryota; Metazoa; Arthropoda; Insecta; Hymenoptera; Formicidae.
ACGAAAAAGGGCGGGUCGCGGGAUGGCCUCUCUCAGGUUUCUCUCUGACUAGUUGAAGUCGCGUGUGAGGUGCAGCGUGUAAAAGGUGCUCUAAUAUAUCGCAGUGUAGAUUCCAUCGUAGCCGUAGGCCCGUAGCCACGAAUAUUUCCUAAUGGAGAAUCAGAAUAACAGGGAACCUCCGUUAAAGAGGUACAGAAGGGAAAGGGAAGAGGACAGCCCUUUGGAUACAGAUGAUGAUUACGAGCCAUACGUCUCUGCCAAGCAUCGUAAAAAGCAGUUGCUCACGAAACUGGGUAAGCUUGGACAGUUGAAAGAGGAAGCUAUCAAUGGUGUCGGCAAGAGCAGCAGCGAGAAUGAGAAGGAUGAUGGCGACAACGACGACGGACAGGUCUGGGGAAGAAAAUCUAACAUCUCUCUUCUCGACCAACACACCGAAUUGAAGAAAUUAGCUGAAGCUAAAAAGGAAAGUGCCAUGGAGAAGCAGCUGAAAGAGGAGGAGAAGAUCCUGGAAAGCGUGGCUGAGAAUAAAGCUCUGAUGGGCGUCGCUGAGUUGGCCAAGGGUAUUCAGUAUAAGGAUCCUAUCAAGACCAAUUGGCAGCCACCGAGGGCGAUACUGAAUCUCGGCGAGAUGCGUCACGAGAGAGUACGUAGAAAGCUCAGGAUACUUGUGGAGGGUGACGAAGUACCGCCACCCUUGAAAACCUUCAAGGAAAUGAAAUUUCAUAAAGGAAUCUUGUACGGACUGGAACAGAAGGGUAUUAUCAAGCCAACUCCCAUCCAAGUCCAAGGAAUACCCACAGUAUUGUCUGGUCGCGACAUGAUCGGUAUAGCUUCCACCGGUAGUGGUAAAACGUUGGUGUUUGUUUUACCCAUCAUUGAAUUCUGUUUAGAACAGGAAAUCGACAUGCCGUUCAUUAAAAAGGAAGGGCCUUAUGGUUUAAUAAUAUGUCCUUCGAGAGAAUUGGCUAAGCAAACCUAUGACAUAAUAAAGCAUUACACCAAUAGCUUAAGGCACGUGGAGUGUCCAGAAAUACGCUGCUGCUUGGCAAUCGGAGGUGUGCCGGUUUCGGAGUCAUUAGCUAUAAUCAACAAAGGCGUACAUAUAAUGGUAGCGACACCGGGACGACUGAUGGACAUGUUACAUAAAAAGAUGGUCACAUUAAGUGUAUGCCGUUAUCUUUGCAUGGACGAGGCGGAUCGCAUGAUAGAUAUGGGAUUCGAGGAAGAUGUGCGAACAAUAUUUUCAUUUUUCAGGGGUCAGAGGCAAACGCUUUUAUUCUCUGCUACUAUGCCGAAAAGAAUUCAAAACUUUGCACGUUCGGCGCUGGUGAAACCCGUAACGAUAAACGUUGGCCGCGCCGGCGCCGCAUCAAUGAAUGUGAUACAGGAAGUGGAGUAUGUCAAGCAAGAGGCUAAGAUCGUUUACCUCUUAGAAUGUUUGCAAAAGACUGCGCCGCCGGUCUUGAUAUUCGCAGAGAAGAAGCGCGACGUGGACGCUAUCCACGAAUAUCUGCUCAUAAAAGGGGUGGAAGCUGUAGCGAUACAUGGAGGAAUAGAUCAGGAAGAAAGAUCACGUUCGGUGGAAGCAUUUCGCGCGGGUCGAAAGGACGUGCUCGUUGCGACAGACGUUGCAUCGAAAGGUCUUGAUUUCGCUGAUGUGCAACAUGUUAUUAAUUACGACAUGCCGGACGAUGUAGAGAAUUACGUGCACAGGAUCGGACGAACUGGCCGUUCCGGGCGUACUGGUAUAGCUACGACUUUCAUCAAUAAAGCAAACGAUGAAUCGGUGCUGCUCGAUCUUAAACAUCUACUGAUGGAAGCGAAGCAAAAGGUGCCGCCGUUCUUGCUGGAACUCUGCUCGGAGAACGAAAAAUACCUCAAUCUGGGAGACGAACGCGGCUGCAGUUAUUGUGGUGGACUGGGACACAGGAUCACAGAGUGUCCGAAGUUGGAGGCUGUGCAGAAUAAGCAGGCGUCCAAUAUUGGGCGUCGCGAUUAUCUGGCCAGUAAUGCCGCCGAUUACUAAGCGAUACAUUUUAAAUAAAAUUGUAUUUUUUGUAAAUAUGUAUAUAUAAAAUUCUAUUUCUAUGAUAAUGCUAUUUAGGUAGUGUAGUCGAACAAAAAAAUAAAAUAAAUAAAAUAAGCAUUCGAAUUAAACACUAUAUAUAAA